This is a messenger RNA of Solenopsis invicta (red fire ant), 2798 nucleotides long. RefSeq names its product odorant receptor 46a. Gene Ontology annotation, molecular function: olfactory receptor activity; odorant binding. Bases 1111 to 1794 code for a protein of 227 amino acids. Gene Ontology annotation, cellular component: plasma membrane. Lineage: Eukaryota; Metazoa; Arthropoda; Insecta; Hymenoptera; Formicidae. The record is from RefSeq and is a predicted model, not a curated record. Gene Ontology annotation, biological process: detection of chemical stimulus involved in sensory perception of smell; sensory perception of smell. The transcript is spliced from 5 exons.
GAUAAUAGUAGAGAUAGAUAAGAAGGGGUUCGGUGAACGGAUAUCGCAUUGUCGGAAAGUGGUAUCCGCGAAGGUAUAGACAUUCGGGGUGUCUCGCUCUUUUAUAAAAUUUUUCUUUUGUCAUUUAACACACGGGUAUGACUUAGUCGUACAAUUUUUUUAUGAGUUGUUUAAAUACAAAUUACUUUUCAAAAUAUUUGUGACAGAAAAUUUUCACGUGACAUUAAAUAAUUAACUGUGAUAAUUAAUUACUUUACAAGAUGAAAUUAAAAAGGGCUCAAAUGAUCGUGCUGCAAUUUACACUUAAACUUUGCACGGUCAGCGGCUGCUGGCAGCCGCUUAGAUGGACGACGAUGUCUGCACGUAUAAUAUAUGACAGUUAUAGAGUAUUGCUAAUUUGCUUAAUAAGUGCAUUUACGAUGUCACAAUUUAUAAACAUUGCACUAAACAUUGACAACUUCAACGAAAUUAGUGACAAUAUAUAUAUGAUGUUGACGGUAUUUAUCGCGACAUAUAAAUUAAUUUCUAUGUGGAUAUCUAAAAAACAUGUCACAACAAUAAUCAAUAUUUUUACGGAGAAACCUUUUAAACCGUUGGAAUCAUCUGAAGUAAUGAUUCGACAAAAAUAUGAAAAAACGAUAAGGCAAGUAUCAGUACCGUAUAACACAAGUAAGUGCAUCAAUCAUGAUUCAAUAAUUAAUUUCUGAAUAAUUUGGAAUAUCAUUGAUUUACUUAAUACGUUUAUAGCAAUACUUCAGAAUAUAAACAUAUUUUUAUAUUUUAUUUAUUUAGUUUAUUAUCACACACAUAGUAUAUUGUGUUUGGCACAAUUUAAUCAUUUUCUGAGCAUAAUUAUUUCACAUUCAUCCAAUGCUUGUAAAUUAUCAAUACCUCAUAAACAACAUAUAUAUAAAUAGAGUAACAUAAUUCGGGGAGAAUAUGGUAAUGUAAGUAACAUACGAGUAAUCGCUUUAAAGACACGUAUACGUAACAGUUUUUUACAGCCCUUAGAAUAUUUUUACAAGAAACAUAUUUUAUAGGAAGUACGCGUUUUGGUAUUAUGGCCUUGUUCAGAUAACGGUCAUAUGCAUAAUUAUAAACGCCUUCGCAAUGGAUUUUAUGACAGGAAACUUGACGUACAAAGCAUGGGUGCCAUUCGACUACAGGCCAUCCGUUAUAUUUUUUUUUGUUUUCAUUCACCAAUUGAUAGGUAUGAUAAUCGCCGCGGCUGUAAAUGUUGCCUGCGACAGUUUGGUAUCCGGUCUCUUGCAAGAGAUUUGCUGUCAGCUCGAGAUUCUGGAAUAUCGAUUGACGAAAAUUUUUCAUGAUCAAAAUGUUCUUCAUGAUUGUGUACGCCAUCACAACCGUAUAUAUGAAUGUGCGUACAUGGUAAAUGGGAAAUUUGCAAAGAUAAUUGCUAUUCAAUUCGCAGUAAGCAUGCUAGUAGUGUGUGCUAAUUUAUACAAAUUGGCUUCGAUUUCUCUGGCGAUGAUAGACGGAGGCCUUCUUACAUUGAUAUUGUAUACAUGUUGCAUGUUAUCACAGAUCUUCCUGUAUUGCUGGUUUGGAAAUGAACUCAAGUUAAAAAGCAUUGGAUUAGCAAACAGCAUAUACAAUAUGAAGUGGGCGGACCUGGAGAAUAAGAACAAAAAGGAUCUCUUGCUAAUCAUGAGGCGAUCGAUGGUUCCCAUUGAAUUUAGUAGUGCAGUAAUCAUCACGUUGAAUCUUGAUUCAUUUGGGUCUUUACUUAAAGCAUCGUACUCGGCUUAUAAUGUAUUAAAACGAUCACAGUAGAAACAUAAUUGGUAAUCAAAGAUUGUUCUUCCCUGGCGAAAAUAGAAAGUUUCUUGAAGCAUCAUACAAGUGUCUAACGUUCCGAUGUUCUACUCUACACUUUAUUAAGAAUUCGAUUACGCAUUAUAACUCUUUUCAUACGUUUUCUUUACGUUUCAAUGUUCCAAUUUAAGCUUUGUGCUUUAUUUUCACUAGGGUUAAUAAUUUCACGAAGCGAUGUACAAGAUAAGUUAAAAAGCAAAAGUUAAUAAAUUAACAUAUUUCGUUGAUAUUAACUAGCUUAUUUUUACACAGUGAAGUGUUUGUGAAAGUGUUAUAAUAGUACGUAAGGGGAGUAGAAAGGUUUAAACAGCCAAAAAUUAGCAUAAAAGUGUGGCUUUCAAAGAAUAAAUAAACAUAAAUAAAUUUUCUGUCUUAUCGUUAGCAUGUUUUAAAUGCUUUCUUAAGGAGGGAACCUCAUGUAAACGGCCGUUUCUUCUCAAUUCUUUUUUAAAUGACAAAAUUUAUUGAAUCUAGUCAAAGUACAUGAUGAUAUUCACUAUUUAAGCUAAUUCAAAAAAAUUUUUUUGUGUUGAAAAAUUUUAAAUUUUUGCACAGCAACUGUUUGAAGUUGGCUCCUUGAAUUUGCGCCGUGUAACGCCAAGGUCACAAAAUUAAUAUGAAACAAAAAUUUCAAGAAAAUUUUAUUAGCUUAUGUAAAAAUGCACAGCACAUACCUAAAUAAUUCAUAAAAUAGCAAAAACGGCGACAUAAACAAAAAAAAAUAUUCUUUUUUUAAACAAUUAUUGUUUAAAGCAAAAUAUUAAUGAUCGGAUAGGUAUAUACUGAGGCAAGAUAGGUAUAUACUGAGGCAAGAUAGUAGAAGAAUAUGUAUAUAAAAUUUGAAGAUAAUUGGUCAAGUUUUUGAAUUACAUUGCAUGGCGCGUAAAAUUUAGCAUUUUGAGAAAUAUACGUUUAAAAUUUUUGUAAGGAAAAAAUUAUGAAAUAUUGUAAUCAAUUUAAAA